This is a messenger RNA of Fundulus heteroclitus (mummichog), 1428 nucleotides long. RefSeq lists its product as uncharacterized. The coding region runs from base 182 to 1042 and encodes 286 amino acids. The transcript is spliced from 2 exons. Gene Ontology annotation, biological process: DNA integration. Gene Ontology annotation, molecular function: nucleic acid binding. The record is from RefSeq and is a predicted model, not a curated record. Lineage: Eukaryota; Metazoa; Chordata; Actinopteri; Cyprinodontiformes; Fundulidae.
UCAUCUGUACAAGCUUGAUCCUGUUGUUACUGAUGGUGUGUUGAGAGUGGGCGGCAGACUGAGCAAAGCAGCAUUACCUGAAAAAACAAAACAUCCUGCAAUAUUGCCCAAAGAAAGCCAUGUUUCAAAGCUCAUUCUUCAACACAUCCAUGAAAAAGUUGGACACAGAGGAAGAAAUCACAUGCUUUCUACCCUUCGGCGACAGUACUGGAUCCCUCAUGCUAAUUCAGCAGCCAGAAAGAUCAUCAGAAACUGUAUGGUGUGUCAAAAACAACGACAAAAGCCAGAUUCCUGCAUAAACGCCAUCAGGAGAUUCAUCUGCCGCAGAGGACAAGUCAAGGAAAUCCGGUCGGACAACGGAACCAACUUUGUCAGCUCAAAUCGUGAGUUGAAGCAAGCCAUGUUGGAGCUAAAGCAAAGCAACAUCCAAAAAUGCUUAGCACAAGAUGGCAUAAAGUGGACUUUCAACCCUCCUUAUGGAGCCCAUCAUGGUGGUGUAUGGGAGCGCCUGGUGCAGGAAAUAAAGAGAGUACUGUGCUCCAUCACAAACCAGCAAGUACUAGACGAUGAAGGCUUGCACACAGUUUUAUGUGAGGUGGAGGCUAUAUUAAAUGAUCGCCCGAUUACACCUUCUUCUGAAGAUCCCAAUGAUUUAGAGGCUCUUACUCCAAAUCAUUUGCUCCAGUUAAAAGGUAAGCCUGUGCUGCCGCCAGGUUUGUUCAAAAAGGAGGACCUGUACAUACGGAGACGUUGGAAACAAGCCCAAUACAUUGUGGAUCUGUUCUGGAAACGGUGGGUGAAAGAAUAUCUCCCCAUGUUGCAAGAACGACGGAAAUGGAACAAGACUCGCAGGAACUUUGCCAUUGAUGAUGUGGUGCUAAUUGUUGACGAGGCUGCUCCAAGAAAUUCUUGGCCUAUUGGACGCAUCACAGAAACCAUGGCCGAUGCAUGUGGAUUGGUACGACGUGUUCGGGUCAAGACGAGAACAAAUGAGCUGGAAAAGCCGAUUAACAAGAUAUGUCUCCUGCUGGAGGCUGUGUAGAGACAACAGCAAACGUUUGUCUCCAACUGAGCUAAGUUCUAGAACCUCUGGCUCUACAUUUACACUGAUACUCAUUUACUGACAUGCUGAACAUCUCAUUCUGCUACAUACACUUUUUUAUACACACACAGACCAUACACAUGGACAAGAGAAGAACAUGGAAGUCAUGGAACACUGACUGUUUUUGCUUUAUUUAUUUUUUCACUAAGAAGACAUAUGGACUGCAAAAAUUGCUUUAUUUUUUAUUAAGAAGACAUAUGGACUGCAAAAAAAAAAAAAGUGUAUCAUGGACUGUUGCAUAAGUUUGUUUAAAUAAUUUUUGUAAAUAGAAAGAUAUUGAAGAGCUAAUUCUGCUAAUGUUGAUAUAAAUUUUGCAUUGGUUAUUG